CCGAUGACGUCUGGUAUACCAUUGUAUUUUUUGGUCAUUGCUUCGAACAAUCAGGGGCUUAGUGUAAGUUUAGAGUGUGACAUACCGACAUACGAUAUGACUCUACCCAGAGGAAGGAUGAUUCCUGAUUUCCAUUCUACUAGUCAUCCACAUGUAUUAAGAGCAUCUGGGAUGGCCGUUGACGACUCCCCUCUCAAGCAACAUGCUUUGGCAGUCGGCUAUGGCCAUGGUAUAUAUGGCGAUCAAGAGGUUGCCUGGCAUUACAUCGCACCAAACAAAUCAUCUGUGGUAGAUGUGAUUGACGAUGAAUUCAACAGUGGCAUACUUAAUCAUUUUACAGCUGUACGACUUGGUAAGCUCAUAGCAAAGGCCAAACACCCGAUUAAACCCCAUGUUGUGUCAUCAUGGGCUACGCCACGUGGUUGCGCCAAAGAAUGUUUGGAAUAUCCUCCAGCAAAAUGUACAAGCUUUAACUAUGAUUAUGGAAAGGCUGGGACGUGUGAACUGCUUGAAUUUGUGGAAGGCAACCAAGCAGAACUUCAUGAAUCUGGACAUUUUCAUCACUUUGAACGUCUUGGUGCGGGGCACUCUGGGAAAUACAGCUAUGAUGAGCUCAGUCUAUCUCACAACACAGUCUAUUAUUUCAACUACCAAGUUGUUAACACACUAGGGUAUGAAAGCAUUCUUACAUCCAAGGCUAUACUGGCUGAUUUCACACCACCGUCUACCGGACCUAUAGUUCAACCGAUUUCAAGUCAUUUUACCCGUGAACCGUGCGUGGAUAUUACAACUGAUGUAUUUUCCGAGAGAUGUAUUGAGCCAACACCACUCAAGAAUUACAGGGUGGUUGUAGAUGGUGUCUCGGAGCCUGAUGGUCCGCAUUCUCUAUGUGUAUUCAAUGGUGAUCGUGCUAUGUUUGAUUUGAGAUGGACAAGGGACAAUAAAUAUUGCUCAGCAAAUUGGGAUGGAUUUCAUGACAAUGAGACAGGUAUAUUUAACUACUUAGUUUCUGUUGGAACUGAUUUGUGCUUGGACAACCACCACACGCACAAGGAUCCACAUUCUCACAUUAUAUACGAGUCCGAAUGGACACAUGAAGCGAUGCUAUAUCCCCUUCACAUGCCAGAUGGGUACUAUCACAUCAACGUGAGAGCAUUGAACAAAAUAGCAUUUGGAGGUCCGAUGGCAGUGACUGUGUGUCAUAGUUUACCUUACAUAGUUGAUACAACGCCCCCGUUUGUUCACCAUGUGUUAACAUUGUCAUAUAAUGAACAUACAUAUGUAAUUAAGAUGACGUAUAAUGUUAGUGAUCCUUUGUCUGAUAUAAGAGAGGUUGACUUUUGUCUGGGGAGAAGUAGACGUGACUGCUACAUAUCUGACUGGGACAGAUAUCCAAAUAAAACUCAUCUUGAGAAAAUACAGCAUGUUCCUGAUGGAAUACCAGCAUGGCCAAAAAUAAGAGCAAUUAACAAUGUGGAUCUUAGGGAGGUUGGACCCACAAAUGUCCCAAUAGUCAUUGACACAACGCCACCUAUAGCUGGAGAUCUAUUUGACGGAUGGGUUCAUAAUAUAGAUUUUAAAUACCAGAACAGGGACAAUAUACUGUGUGCUAAUUGGAGGAAUUUCCAUGAUCCAGAUAGUGGACUAGUUGGUUACAAGAUAGGAUUCGGAACAAGGCGAGGUCUCGUGGAUGUUGUUCAACUAACUGAUCUCGGUCAUUAUGAAUAUGAUGCUUGUAUGACCUCUUUCACCAACAUCACUAGCCUGGUGCACAACUCUACCUAUUACACUAUUCUCUACGCUUUCAAUGGAGGACAUCGAUUACUCAACGUUUCUGUGAUUUCUGAUGGAGUUUUGGUUGAUAUGACAAAUCCUUCCUGUGGUUGGAUAAAGGAUGGCUUAGACAAAGACAUUGAUAGGAACUAUACUUCAAAAACAGCCAGUGUACUCGUAAAUUGGGGUGGUUUUGAGGACCAAGAAUCGGGUAUAGAUGACUACUCAUUAGCCGUAUAUAGAAGAAGACCUUCCAGUAAAGCAAACGAGGAAACAACUGUGAGCUUAAUACAUCAACCAGAGUCAGUCGGAGGCAAUACUAGUUUUAUCAAUUGGCACCAUUUCCACCAUCACCACGGUGAUCAUAUAUAUGUGGAAAUGAACACUACCAACGGCGCUAAUUCUACAAUUACAACAGUUUCAACGGGAGUAACAGUGGACUUGACAGCCCCAGAUGUGCAAUACCUGGGCGACGGUGAUGUUCCCGGUAUCAAUGCACAGUUCUCUAGUAGCCUGAGUGAACUUGCAGCUAACUGGCUCUUCAUUGAUCCCGAAUCUGGGAUAAAUCACCACCAGUUCACGGUGUAUGAACAGCAUGGUGGCACCAAACGGCAGAUCUUUCCUACCAGGUAA
Messenger RNA from Owenia fusiformis, 2406 nucleotides. NCBI's taxonomy places the organism in Eukaryota, Metazoa, Annelida, Polychaeta, Sabellida, Oweniidae. The record is from the annotation of a GenBank genome assembly.